This is a messenger RNA of Scomber japonicus (chub mackerel), 1671 nucleotides long. RefSeq names its product transmembrane protein 266 (gene tmem266). The record is from RefSeq and is a predicted model, not a curated record. Gene Ontology annotation, molecular function: voltage-gated channel activity. Bases 1 to 1671 code for a protein of 556 amino acids. Gene Ontology annotation, cellular component: plasma membrane. The transcript has 10 exons. NCBI's taxonomy places the organism in Eukaryota, Metazoa, Chordata, Actinopteri, Scombriformes, Scombridae.
AUGAGCAACCCCCAGGCCCCUCCCCAAACUGGAGCCUCAGAGCUCGAGGUGAUCUCCCAGCAGGUGGAGGAGGACAACCAGUGCGUGGCCCCUGUCCAGUUGGUCAGCUUCGCCUACAGAGACUUGCCUUUGGCCGCCCUUGAUAUAUCCCUUGCUGGAUCUCAGCUCAUCUCAAACCCAGAUGAAGAGGACAACAGAGAGGGGUCUAACUGGCUGAAGCCGUGCUGUGGGCGAAGGGCAGCGCUAUGGCAGGUCUGUCUGUUGUCGGCGGGCUUCAACUGUUUCUUGGUGGCCUGUGUCAUCCUGGUGGUGCUGCUGCUGACGCUGGAGCUGCUUGUAGACACCAAGCUGUUGCAGUUUAAUAAUGCAUUCCAGUUUGCCAGCAUCAUCCACUGGAUCAGCCUGGCUAUCCUCUCUGUGUUCUUCACUGAGACGGUGUUCAGGAUUGUGGUGUUGGGAAUAUGGGAUUACAUAGAGAACAAAGUAGAGGUGUUUGAUGGAGCUGUCAUUGUCCUCUCUCUGGCCCCCAUGGUGGCCUCCACAGUGGCCAACGGCCCCAGCAGCCCCUGGGACGCUAUCGGUCUCAUCAUCACACUGCGCAUCUGGAGGGUCAAGAGGAUCAUUGAUGCCUACGUGCUGCAGGUGAAGGUGGAGAUGGAGUUGGAAAUCCAGCAGUAUGAGAAGGCCAAGGCAGUGAGAGAGGAACAGCUUGACCGUCUCACCCAGAUCUGCCAAGAACAAGCAUUUGAAAUCAGGCAGCUGAGGGCCCAUCUGGCCCAGCAGGACCUCGAUCUGGUAGCAGAACGUGAAGCAGCCAUGCAGAUCCACCAUAUGUGGGGUAAACAAAGCAGCAGUUUCCAUGAGGUGGAUGGACUGGCCACUGGAGCCUCCGAGCAUCACGGGCAAGCUAAAACUAGGGAGCCCGGGGGGCCCGCAGAUCAUCAUGGUCAAGAUGACAUGAACAACUACAUAAGCCAGUACUAUAGUGAGCCAAGCAGCGGUGAGUAUCAACAAGAUCCUGCUUCACUUUACAUGGGGAUCCCAGACCCUGCUGCACGUGUCAUCACCACAGCAGCCAUAGAUGUGCACCUGCCUAAGAACCCCAGCCAGCUUCCCUCUUCUCUGGUGAGUGCUGACGCUGUGUCGUCUAGCCGUCUGCAGCGCACUGGCAGUUCGGUCAGCGAAGCCUCCACAACCACAGUGUCCCGCACCAGCUUCAGUGCCCGCCAGCACAGCAUCAGCAGCCACACGCUGGGCUCAACCACAGACUGCAGCUCAACUGUACGUGAGGCCUCCACCUCCACAGACUACAGCGACCAGCGCUGCUACCCACCGCCCUACAGCAGCCCCCUGGCCCUGGGCACUCAGCCAAGAGGGAGUCCCAGUGCUGUGGUGCAGGAGCUGCUCUUUUCUCUGACUGAGGACUCUUGUCUUACACAGAAGGGCCUGGACCCUGUCAACCUCAAACCUCCCAGCCCAACAGGUUCCACUAAAACUAGUCCUGAGCUGGAGCACAGGCUGAACAUCUACAACAAGAGGAACCAGGAGAGUCGAGUUGGGUUGCAUGCCAAACCCCUCAUCCAUCUGCAGGGCAAUGAGCCUCUUCUAGAGGAGAAGUAUAGGAUGAUGGAGCCAGUAGACGCCCCAGUCAACCGUCUGUCAGAGACAUAA